GCCCGGGUGCGGAGCGGACGCUGUGGGCGCGGCGUGGGCCGCGCCUGGGGGUUCGUUUUUGCUUUUCGCGGCGGAGGAUCCCGGGGACCCGGAGUGGCGCAGUCCGAUUUCCGGGGCCGAGGAGCGCCGCGGGGCCCGCCGGGGCCGGCGCGUCCGUUAUCCCCUGGGGCUGCCUUUCGGACGGCGGUGCCCAGUGGAGGCAAACGGGCCGGUUGUGGUAAAGGGACGCAUUACAGGAUUGGCUGAAGGCCAGCACGGAUUCCAUGUCCAUCAGUUUGGCGAUAACACACAAGGCUGUACCAGUGCAGGUCCUCACUUUAAUCCUCUAUCCAAAAAACAUGGUGGGCCAAAGGACGAAGAGAGGCACGUUGGAGACCUGGGCAAUGUGACUGCGGGUGCAGAUGGUGUGGCCAAUGUAUCCAUUGAGGAUUCUCUGAUCUCACUCUCGGGAGCGAAUUCCAUCAUUGGCCGCACGAUGGUGGUCCAUGAAAAACCAGAUGACCUGGGCAAAGGUGGAAAUGAAGAAAGUACAAAGACGGGAAAUGCUGGAAGUCGUCUGGCUUGUGGAGUCAUUGGGAUAGCCCAGUAAACAUUCCCUGCUGUGUGGUCCGAGUCCUAGUCACUCAUGUCAUCCUGCUAGCUGUAGAAAUGUAACUUGAAAAACAUUAAACACUGUAAUCUUAAAAGUGUUAAUUUGUGUGACUUUUUCUUAAUUGAAGUACUUCUGUAAUGAGAACUGAUUUAUGUUCCCUUGGAAAAUUUGUAUGGUUUUAUAAAACUCAUUCAAUUAAAAUGUCUUGUUUCAAUGAUUUCUGUAUGUUGCCAGACUUAAUCAUGUGGUAUUAAAUUUACUGUCUGAAAUUA
Chinchilla lanigera (long-tailed chinchilla) is the source of this 864-nucleotide messenger RNA. It is a transcript of the gene Sod1, whose product is annotated as superoxide dismutase 1, soluble. The record is from RefSeq and is a predicted model, not a curated record. Gene Ontology annotation, biological process: removal of superoxide radicals. Gene Ontology annotation, cellular component: mitochondrion; cytosol; peroxisome. Gene Ontology annotation, molecular function: copper ion binding; superoxide dismutase activity. NCBI's taxonomy places the organism in Eukaryota, Metazoa, Chordata, Mammalia, Rodentia, Chinchillidae.